AUUUAAACAUGAACCAUUUUGUACAACUGUAUCCAUAGAAAUGUGAUUGUUUAAAUUUAUUUAAUUUACCUUGUAAUGCAGGAAAUAGCAACUUGCUGAUCCACAUGGUGCUCUGACAAAAAAAUGGGGAUUAUUUUGCGCUCUGAUUGGCUGUUUGUUUCGUGGCCUGGCAACCAGAAGAGGCUUUACCAAACAGACAGACCCCCGAUCGGCAAGCAUUCGAGCUAGCUACAAUCGCUAGCUACGUUUUCUGGAGAGAUUCAACCACCCAAAUACCAUCAUGUCUUCAAGAACACUGCCUCUGCUAUUCAUCAACCUCGGCGGAGAAAUGCUGUACAUCCUGGACCAGAGGCUUCGAGCUCAGAAUAUCCCUGCUGACAAAGCUAAGAAAGUUAUGAAUGACAUCAUCACCACCAUGUUCAACAAAAAGUUCCUAGAAGAGCUUUUCAAGGCGCAGGAGCUUUACUCCAAAAAGGCCCUGCGGACUGUGUUCGACAGGCUGGCCCAUGCCUCCAUAAUGAGACUCAAUCAAGCUAGCAUGGACAAGCUCUAUGACUUGAUGACCAUGGCUUUCAAGUACCAGGUGCUUCUCUGUCCCCGACCUAAGGACAUCCUCCUUGUUUCUUUCAACCACAUGGAUGCAAUCAAGGACUUUGUGAAAGAUGCUCCCAGCAUUCUCAGCCAGGUUGACGAGACGUAUCAACAGCUCAUAGAGAUGUAUACACCCUUGUCUAGUGGGGACUUCCAGCUGAUCAGACAAACUCUCCUUAUCUUCUUCCAAGACAUGCAUAUAAGAGUGUCUAUUUUCCUCAAGGACAAAGUGCAGAACUCCAAUGGCCGCUUUGUGCUUCCCACCAGUGGUCCUGUUCCUCAUGGAACACAAGUCCCUGGCUUGAUAAGGAUGUUUAGCUGUACUGGGGAAGAGGUGACCAGGCUGCAGUUCAAUAGCGGAGGAAACUAUACUCCUGCUCUCCGGGAGGGAUCUUUCGAGAUAUUUGGAGACAGGGUCACCAAACUAGGCACAAACAUGUACAGUGUAAGCCGCCCAGUGGAAACCCACAUGUCAGGAACAUCUAAAAAUUCUGCUCAGCACACUAAGGUCAACACUGCUCCCAACCCUCUUGCCAAAGAGGAGCUGAAUCUGUUGGCCAAGUUAAUGGGAGGGUUAGAAGUUCAGAAACCAGGAAAUGCAGACAGCGGCUUCCGAGUCAACCUCUUUGCCACCGAUGAGGAAGAAGAAGAGGCAUUAAUAUCAAGACCAGAUGAGCUUUCAUAUGGAGUCAUAAACAUUCAAGCAACAAAGGACCAGCAGGCCAAUGCAGAGCUGGCCAAGAUCAUGGGAGAGUUCACAGAGUCUGGAGAUCAAUCUCCCAGUGCCAGCAGCAAAGGAGACGACCUUCUGGCCAUGAUGGACGGCCUGUGACAUGGUCACCCUGACAGAAAAGCCCAGGGGAUGGGGCACAAUACAUCGUCAACAGUCUGUUCUACUGUGGACCAGUCUGCUGUCUGUACCUUCAAAUACACUACAGCAACCUCAUGUGCAGCCAGAAAACCUUCUUCUUUGGGUGCUUUUAAAAUGCAGAUGUGAGCAGUUUCCAUUGGUUGUCAAAUGACCAACUGCAAAUUUGCAUAGUUAAAAACUAAGAAUGUGGUGAGCCAAGCUUUGUGCUGCAAUACACUCUAAUAAUACGUUUGCUGUAAACUGAAAAGAGUUUCAGUGCAUCAAAACAUACAGUAGGCCUAUAUCAGUGUGCUGAACAUGUGUAUGUGGUAGUAGCAAAACAUCUGCUUGUGUAAUUUCAAGAUGUUGCAUUUUGUCCGACUGCGUUGCUGCACACAAAAUAUGCAUUCCUUUAAUUUCAUAAAAUGUCAGUUAUCUUAAAUGUUAAUAAUGCAUCACAGUUUUAGGCUUAUAGUCCAUAAUUCAUUCAUUUGUUGAUGUUACACAGUAUGAAGAGGGAGUUUGUUAACUUAUUCUGUAUUCUAAUGAACACAUGAUUAAAUUAUAUUGUGGAGGAAUCGGAGGAAACCCAAGUGCUCUUUUUAAUGUGAUUCAAAUUCCCUCAAAUCUUUAUUUUGGUGAGAAAUAUGUUUAUCUUGCAUCACGCUGUACUACCUUAAAACAGUAUGAGGAGCAACUUAUAAGACAUUUUUCACUACCCUGUGAUGUCUCUGAAUGUUGAGCUAUGGUCCAUAAAUGUGCUCAUUAAUGAGUACAUUAUUAUAAUGUAGAGUAAUGUAAUAUAAGAAAUUGUCAAAUAUGUAAAUAUGUAUAUUGCAUAUUUAUUUGAAUGUAUCAUUUUCUGUGUAUAGGAGAGUGCAUAUUGCUGCAGUUGUUAAAUUGUUGAAUGUGCGAUGUAAGAUUUUUAAUAAAUAGUUUAAUUUAAAAAAGUA
Molecule: messenger RNA, 2394 nt
Organism: Siniperca chuatsi (mandarin fish)
Lineage: Eukaryota; Metazoa; Chordata; Actinopteri; Centrarchiformes; Sinipercidae
Gene: oscp1b
Product: organic solute carrier partner 1b
Exons: 11
Coding region: 281-1423 (380 amino acids)
Biological process (GO): transport
Cellular component (GO): plasma membrane; cytoplasm
Source: RefSeq, a predicted model, not a curated record